GGGCACGAGAGUGGCAACCAUGGUUAAGUCACUCAAGUUCCCACCCACGAGGAUAUAAAUGACCAAACCAACCAGAAGUUAUGCCCGCUUAUCCAAGUUAUCCACACACUUCAAUAGUUUCAGCAACUCAAACGUAGGCAUAGAAGUGGUAACUAAUGUUUUAGCGCGAAAUCUGUCACCUAAAACACGGGAAAAUCCAGUCCGGAGUAAAAUAUUUUGUUAACACAAGAAUUCCAGAUACAUCGCGACCCAGUUUCAAGUCCCUGUGACAUCACAGUAGGUGGUUCUUUUUUCGCGACUGUGGCGAUCGACGCGCAACACGAACCAACUGCGCUAUAAGCGAGGAAACCAAGCGUGAUUCAUUUAUGUACACAGAACUGCAGACACAUCAAAAAUGGUGUUUAGAACGAAAAGUAGCGACAAAAAGAAAGUACGUAAAAUGGCAAGAAAAAGUACAUAGAGUAUGAGAGUAUGGUGCAAGGCACGGCGAAAAUGGUAUUAAAGUGUACGUAUUACCAGAGUUAUAAUACUUGUUUAUAUAGAAUAUACAAAGGGGAACAUAGCCUAUAUAUUAGGACUUGUAUUUUCUUUGAAUACAGUAACAAAGAUCAAGUUAAAUAAAACAACGAAAAUAAGUGAAUUAACAUUAAAACGACAGUCGUUAAACCACACUUUAUGAGUAAAACUACUACUUUUAAUGAUUUUUUAUAUGAUCACGGCAGUGGGCCCAUGUAUUAUCGUCCGCCUGAAUUGUUUGGUUUUAAGAGAUGUAAUCCAUUAGGCCCAAAAAUCAAUACAAUGUUGUAAUGUCAUUUUGUACAAGUGUAAGGAUUCAUAGGCUGGAUGUUGUGGGGUGUCAGUCAACAACAGAUUUGUAAAACACUUAAUAGUGAUUGUUCAACCCAGUUGUCAAGAAUUAGUUGCUUAAAUCACAGAAAAACAAUCACCUACAAAGUUACUUACGUGGUAACUUGUAAGCGGGCACGAGGUGUAUGAAACAGAACACCCGUGUUAUAACGGCUGUCGUUGCCCCGCCAUGCGAGGAUAAAUAAGUUCGAUUUAUCAUUGUUUUAUAUCUUUAGCUGCCAAAUAUUAGUUACAAUGGAGGAACCACUCGCUGAUUUCACUGAAAAGUUAGGUGGGGUUUUAAUUAACGACAACGAAAGUGUGGAAGUUUUGAACAACAAUGAAGAAGAGAAUUUAUUGAACACGACUGUCGAUUCGGAAAAUAAUAUUGAUGAAGUUGAAACUGUGGCUCAGGAUGAAUUAAAUGAAGAUGAAGUUAGUGAAAAUGAGUAUUUGUUGGAAACAGAAACUUCUGAUGUAGUUUAUACAGACACAAGUGAUGUGAAAUCAAAGUUAUGUUCGGAUCCAGAUGAACAUGACAAUUUACAUGGGCUGGCUAGGCAGUAUGACUCUUUAAAUUUAUCUGAAGCGAAAUUGACAAAGGAAUGUUUUGAUGAAACACCAGAUGAAAUAGAGUCGGUUGAUAAUAAUGUUUCAAUAAACGAUGAAAUAUAUGAAAAGAAUGAAAACGCAGAUAUUUUAAUUCAACCCGAAGCAAAAUUGGUUGAACAAUAUUCGCCGAUGAAAACUGUGCAGCCUGUUGAACUUACAUCACUACCUACUAUUAUUCCUUUUAAUAAUAUCGAACAACCAGAAGACAGUCCAUGGCAGCUGCAGCAAACAGUUGCUAAAAAUCCAGAUUAUGUUCAAAAUAGUGAACCAACAGUGCAACAUGAUUCGCCAGCCCAAGAGUCGAGUGAUAUUUGGGCAAAACAGGAGGUGAAUGGACAUGAUGAACGCCCUAUGUUUGAAUUGAUGCCAAAUGUACCUGUGAAAAGAAUAUCUUACGAUUGCGACAGUUGUGCGGGAGUAGAGGACAUUGAAGCAGCUGUGCAACAAGCGAAGAUUGAUUCUAACCAUGAACCUGUAGCUGAUGACCCAUGGGUUAAAAUGGCUCCUACUAAAACCACAAGUAUAUCAGCACCUUCUACUUCAGUGCAACCAACUAAAAGUAUUGAGUCUGCCGUCCCAAGAUCCGAGUCCGCCCACCAUAUAAAGGAAGACGCACCCACCCCCACACAAACCCCCCACAACCCAGUGCUUAACGUGCCAGGCCCAUGUGAAGCAGAGGAUUUGAUUGACGGGAUAAUUUUCACUGCGAAUUAUCUUGGUUCGACUCAACUUCACUCUGAGAAGAAUCCUGGCAAGACAGCAAGGAUGUUACAAGCGCAAGAGGCCGUCAAUCGCAUCAAAGCUCCGGAAGGUGAAUCGCAACCAAGUGUUGAAGUUGAUCUGUUUGUUUCUAUUGACCGAGUGAAAGUAUUGAAUGCAGACACGCAAGAGACAAUGAUGGACCACACUUUGAGGUCGAUAUCAUAUAUUGCUGAUAUCGGCACUUUGUUGGUUGUCAUGGCGAGAAGAAGAUUACCGAAAAAUGAUUCCGAGGAGCCGAAGUUAAUGAGGGAACCAAAGCCCAGUCGUGCUUAUAAAGUUAUCUGCCAUGUAUUUACUUCAGGAGAUGCGAGAAUCAUGGCACAGGCUAUCGGGCAAGCUUUUAGCGUCGCUUACCAGCAAUUUUUAACUUCUAACGGGAUUGAGCCGCAAACAUUAACUCCGGCUGCGUUCAAUGAGUUGCUUGAUAUGCAGGAAAUGUACCAUGAUGAUCUGGUGCACUACUCGAGGAGGGAGAAUGUUAAAGAUGUUUGGAUUGAAAAGACAAAAGGAGAAGCACUGGGUGUUGUGGUCGUGGAAUCCGGGUGGGGGUCGAUCGUCCCAACUGUCAUUCUCGCUAAUUUACAACACGGAGGUCCAGCGGAAAGGUCCGGAAAACUGAGCAUUGGAGAUCAAAUAAUGAGCGUAAAUUCAACCAGUCUUGUUGGCUUGCCACUAACCACUUGCCAAAGCAUCAUUAAAGGUUUAAAGGGACAAAGUCUUGCAAGGCUGAACAUUGUAUCAUGCCCACCUGUUGUGACUGUGCUGAUUAAGAGGCCUGACCUCAAGUACCAACUCGGGUUCUCUGUACAGGAUGGGAUUAUAUGCAGUUUGAUGAGAGGUGGAAUAGCUGAGAGGGGCGGGGUGAGGGUUGGGCAUCGUAUUAUUGAAAUAAAUGGCAUGAGUGUGGUGGCAAUACCACAUGAACGUAUUGUGCAUAUGCUUGUAUCUUCAGUGGGUGAGAUACAAAUGAAAACAAUGCCAGCCAUGAUGUAUAGGCUGUUGACUGGGCAAGAACACCCAGUAUAUAUAUAAGUUACGCUUGUCGCUUAUUUAUGGCAGCUGUAAACUUAUACACCUGCUUGAGGCAGUAUAAUAUUCUUCUUCUGCUGUUGUUGCUGCCAGUAAUAAUAUGUUUUAGAAACUGCUGUUCUGGUAAAAUUAACCUAAGAUUUAUUAAAGCGAGUGACACUAUCUGGGUAUCAGCUCUAUGGUUGACCCAUAAGCACCUAACCUCUGGAAUGCAAGGGUACACAAAAGUCUUUAAGUGGCCAUGUUAGGUACCCCCCUGCAUUCAAAAAGUUUGGAACUUAUGGCGCCCUAUAUCACAAACAAAAAAUUGUUUUCAAUAAAUCUUAUAUUUUUACCAGAAACUCAGUGACUAAAAUGUUAACUUUGACUCGUUUUAUCUCUGACAUCAAACUAAACAUUAUUUUUGUAAAAAUGUAAAUUAAAGAUCAUAGUUUUGUUUCAAGCUGCCAACACAACAAGUUCAUUUAGGUUUUAUUCAUUUAAAAUAUGAAGGUACAUUUGUAACACUGAGACUUAUAAGCAAGUAUAAUGAGUCUGCAAUGUAGGGCUGGGUUUCUAAAACCAGAGCUUCGGAAACUAAAAGUUAAUUCAGAAACCUGGGGUGACAGGGUGGGCAGGCCAACCUUAAAAUUGUUCCGCACUUACAUUAAUAAGUAAACAUUACACACAAUAAAUUGUUAUUAUUUUUGGGAUUGUGUCCAACUAUCCCUGCCUCCCCUUUGUUUUUGCCACCUACGAUUCAGAGAACAAAGUAAUUGAUUUUUUUGCAAUCUUUUUUUAGUUGACUACAAUUAAAAUAAGGAUUUUUUUAGCUUUUAGAACAGAGUUCUAACUGAAAUCCAGCCCUGCUGUUAUGUGUAUGUUGCAUGCGUGCUUCAACGUUAUAUAUUUAUCAUAUUAAUGCACUAGUAGCAAUACACAGUGUUAUUUUACCAUUACAUUCGUUAUUAUAAUAAUAGAUUUGUUGUAACAUCAAAUUUCAGCAUUUGUGAGUUUGCAGACUUUAGUUUCAAUUUGUUGUAAACGCAAUCUUGCUUUCAAAGUGAAUUUCAAUUAAAGAUCUGGUACAGAU
This is a messenger RNA of Ciona intestinalis (vase tunicate), 4321 nucleotides long. RefSeq names its product amyloid-beta A4 precursor protein-binding family A member 1. The record is from RefSeq and is a predicted model, not a curated record. Gene Ontology annotation, biological process: chemical synaptic transmission. Gene Ontology annotation, cellular component: dendritic spine; cytoplasm; plasma membrane. Gene Ontology annotation, molecular function: protein binding; amyloid-beta binding. NCBI's taxonomy places the organism in Eukaryota, Metazoa, Chordata, Ascidiacea, Phlebobranchia, Cionidae.